AUGAAGGAAAUUAAGGUGAAGUGGGGUAAAAAUGCUUAUGCUCUCUCCGUGGACGACUCGAAUACCCUUUUGGAGCUAAAGGAGCAGCUUUAUGCCCUAACUUGCGUUCCAGUGGGGAAGCAAAAGAUUAUGGGCCUCAAGUCCACCGCAUCGGACGACAGGGCCAUUCUCUCACAGCUGGGAGUGGUGGCAGGAAAAACGUUGAUGUUGAUUGGGUCGGCGGAGGGCACGACCAUCCCUAAAGCUGAGGCAGCAGAGGUCGAGAACAAUUCGGGGGGUCACCGCGCAACGUCCGCCAUCUCAAACGGCCUCCGGAAUAUCGCGAACACCUGUUAUUUGAAUGCCGCCGUUCAGAUGCUGCGUUCGAUUCCGGAGAUUAGACAAUGUCUUUCCCAGUACACUGGCAGCAACCCACUCCUAAAAGAACUGGGCAAGUUGCUGACUUUUAUGGAAGGCACAAAGGAGGCGGUGCCCCCUCUUAAUCUCUGGAGCUCACUCGUACAACUCAACCCCGUCUUUGGCGAGCGCGAUGAGAACGGGAUGUUUAUGCAGCAGGACUCCCAAGAGGUGGUAAACUUUAUUUUACAGCAGAUCGAUACCGCCCUGACGCCAUCAUGCGCGAGUCUUUUUAGAGGCAAGGUCCAGCAAAAGAUUGUCUGCACCGAAGACCCGGACGAUGCGGGAAAGAUAACAGAUAUCCCCUUCACCAUGCUGACUUGCAAUAUCUCUGGUGAAGUGCAAAUGCUUGAAGCGGGUCUAGAGCAGGCGUUUAACGAGAAGCUGAAUGCCGCAAACGAAAGACUGCAGCGGGAAGCGUCGUACUCCAAAACGAGUCGAAUCAGCAGGCUGCCAGAGUAUGUGGUAGUACAUAUGGUGCGCUUUUCUUGGAAAAGUGAUGUUCAAAAGAAAGCCAAAAUACUGAAACCUAUCACGUUCCCCUUCACACUUGAUCUCUUUACUCUUCUCACGGAGGACCUAAAAGAAGAGCAAAAGACGUGCCGUGAGGCGAUCCUAAAGCGCCGUGAUGAGGAGUUGGAAAGGCGGAGGAGCACCCGCGGCAAGCCAGCUCCGCCGAUAAACAAUGCGGAAAGUGUCGUGGAUACGGUCCCGGCGAUAUUGGGUAAUGGAAGUGGUUACUACGAACUGUGUGGUGUCAUUUCCCAUAAGGGGCGUAGUGCGGAGUCCGGGCACUAUAUCUACUGGGGGAAAAAAGGAAGCCAAUGGCUUGUGUUUGACGACGACCACGUUGCGGCUGUUUCUGAAGACGAUGUGAAGCGACUUCGAGGGGUUGGUGAGGCGCAUAUCGCCUACGUACUGCUCUAUCGCAGCCGGGAUCCUAUAUCCCACCGUCCUGUUAUCCCUUUCUAG
Messenger RNA from Phytomonas sp. Hart1, 1368 nucleotides. The record is from the annotation of a GenBank genome assembly. NCBI's taxonomy places the organism in Eukaryota, Euglenozoa, Kinetoplastea, Trypanosomatida, Trypanosomatidae.